Molecule: messenger RNA, 4752 nt
Organism: Lampris incognitus (smalleye Pacific opah)
Lineage: Eukaryota; Metazoa; Chordata; Actinopteri; Lampriformes; Lampridae
Gene: kank4
Product: KN motif and ankyrin repeat domains 4
Exons: 10
Coding region: 1-4680 (1559 amino acids)
Biological process (GO): negative regulation of actin filament polymerization
Cellular component (GO): cytoskeleton; cytoplasm
Molecular function (GO): protein binding
Source: RefSeq, a predicted model, not a curated record
AUGGACAAGAAAAGUGCAAAUGGCUUUUCAUCCAAGGACCAUGAUGGGGGAGUUCAGAAGAAGCAGCUGCCCUACUCAGUGGAGACUCCCUAUGGUUUCCACCUGGACCUGGACUUCCUUAAAUAUGUUGAUGAUAUUGAGAAAGGCCACACCAUCAAAAGGGUACAUAUCCAGCGCAGGGUGAAGGGCCCCAAAUUUAGUACUCUGCCCAGAAACUUUAGCCUUCCUGGACAUGGGCCUAGGCCUGCCCCCAAGGAAAAGGACACUGCUUGGUCUGGCACUUCCACCCUGGGACCCAAACCAAAAUCACGGGUGACAGAAGUCCAGCAGAUCUUCGACUUCAAGCCCAGCGAUGGGGGAAUGUCUAGUCAGAGCAACAAAGGAACAACCAGCCAGGGACCUAGCUAUGUUUUAGGGAAGCCCAGAGAGGAAGUUAGCAUUGGGGCUCGAGGCUUUGAAGAGAAGCCUCUGGGGCUCCAGGGUCGGCCAAACCUUCUCCGAGCCUCCAGCAUGCCCAUCACGGUGCAGCACCGGAAAGGCUCAGACUCCAGCAGUCCUGACCGAGUGGUGGGCACACCAGAGAAUGGCUCAUCAGAGAAUGUUUUCCGCGCUUCAUCAGAUAUAACAGACAGACGCAGUGUGCCCCAGGACAGGACAGGGCUGCACCAGCAGAUCACAGUGGCGCUGAAACGGGUUAGAGAGCUGGAAGAGCAGGUCAAAACCAUUCCAGAACUCAAGGCUCAGAUCUGCUCCCUGAGAGAAGAGAGGGAACAACUUCUACUUCAGCUCCAGGCCCAAGCAAAAGCCCAGGCCUCCACUUCAUCUUCUAUCUCAACCCCAAGGUCUCCAGGAGGGCUGAGUCCAGCUCCAAAAACUCAGCCUGAGGGGGUAUUUGAAGCAUUAGGCUCUGUGCCAUUAGAGGAGAAAAUGGAGAAGGAGAAACAAGGAGUACUGGAAAGCAUAGGGUCACAGAUAGAGAGGGGCAGGUAUGAAUCUGUAAAGACUUCAAAAGCCCAGAGAGAGGUAGCUAGGCCUUCAGAGCAGGAAGAGGAAAGGCAAAUACUGCCAGGGGACAAAUCUGAUGGACAAACUGUGCCAUUAGGGAAUCUACUAGAGCAUGCAAGGGAAAAAUUAUCACAGGAUGGUACAGCACACAAAUUAACAACAUUUAAAGUGACAAUAAAAGAGGAAAAGCUGGGACAUUAUCAUAUUGGUGGUUAUGAUGAUCUGGCUAGUGUGCAGCAGCUGCAAGGCAAGCUAACAACAUUAGAGGCUAAGCUAACCCAAGCUAGCCAAGAGCUAGAGAGAACUAACAUGCUUUUGGAAGUACAAACGAGAGAAAACAAGUUAAAAGAGGAAAAGAUACUGCAGCUGAGUGAGGGAGUGAGAGUGGAGGUGUGUGCCACAGAGAGGGAAAGCAGAGUGAGGAGAGAGAGCAUGGACAUGGGGAUGGAGACCGAAAGAGUGGACUUCCCAAGCCAAGAGACUGAAACAGAAUCCCCUGGUACUAUAGAUCAGGGAACAGACACAGAGAGGAUCUGUAUUGAAGUGCAUGUACCCAGAGCUGAAAGUGUAGAACAGCCUCAAAUAGAGACUGAAAGAGUCGCCACAAAUGACCAGGUUAUAGAGAUGGCAGAAGAGACAGCUGUUGUGUGCCUAGCAAGACCGAGAGCCAACAGCGUGGAUCAGGGCACAGAAACCGAGAGAGUUGAAACUCAGGACCAGAUGACUGCAACACCAGUGGCAGAAAGGAUUAACCAAGUCACAGAGACAGAAGGAGAGAUGGUGACGGAUCAUCCAGUGAGGCCAAGAGCCAGCAGUGUAGACCAGGGAACAGAAACAGAGAGGGUGGAUACUAUAGACAGGGUAACAGAGACAGAGGCAGCGCAGAGGACAGACCAGCAGACAGAGACAGAGGUGGUGAGAGACAGACAGCAGGACAACAAUCCAGCCAGGGCUGUAGAAGCAGAGAGUCAAAUUGCAGAAAGUGUGAGCAGUCAAAUAACAGAAGACAGAACUAUUGCAGUCAAUGAGAGAUUGCAGAAUGAGAAUACUUAUGAAAGAAUUGACGGAGAUAAUAUGGAUGGUGAAUGUGUGGUCACAAAUUAUGUCACAGAGACCUCUGGUAUAGUUACAGAGAGUGUAGCAAACAAAAAUGUAGCUUCAGAUAAUGUAGCUGACAAAGGACACUUCAGUCAAACUGCUGCAAUGAGCAAAACUAGAGAAGCAGAAGCUGAGAUUAAACAGAUCACUCUGCCCAGUGAUUCAGAAAAGAGAGACAUUUUGCCGCCAUAUACUACAGUAACUACAGAGAUUGUUGAAGCAGAGCAAACUGCAGUGGAGACUGUCAAGGACCAGCAAACAGUAGCAUCUAGUGAGAUGGUGUGUUUCCAGACCAAAAAGACUGCAGUCACUGACAAUACUGUAGUAGUAUCAGAGAAUUUAGCUGUGAAUUCAGAGGCUCCAGUGAGACCUCAAAGAGGCCGAAAGCCCACUACUGACCAGCCACAGCCUUCCCAACUUGAGCUUCAGGCUCCACCAUUGCGUCCUCGUAGGGGAUCCAGUGACACUCAGCCUCAGCCAUCCGAACUCCAGAAACCAACCCAGCCCAAGGCUCAAGUACCGGCCAAAUCUCAACUCCAGGCUCAAAAGUCACCCAAACUUGCUUGUGGGGAGUCAAGUGAUGCCCAAAUUCAGCAGCAUGAACCACAGACAUCACUCAAUGUCCAAACUCAAUCCCAGGCUGGGGCAUCUAGUGAGGUGCAGUCACAACUGCAACCACAGUCUUCUUCUACGCAACCUGUACCUCAGACCCAAUCACCAAAACCCAGUGAAGCCCAAACCCAGUACCAGACCAAGUCCUCUGCACCUCGGCGGGACUCCAAAGAACUCCCGCUCCCACACAAGGGAGCCAGUGAAUCCCAAUCCCUUCGUCAUGGGUCACGUGAAGCCCAGGUCAGCUCUACUCAUCGGGGGUCAAGUGAGACAUAUCCUCAGUCUCAGGGCCCUCGCAGGGGUUCCAGUGAUGCUCCGGCACUACGCAGAGGCUCUGGUGAGUCACAGCCCCUUCGCAAAGGCUCCAGUGAUUCAACCCAUCAUCGUGGCAUAACUGAAACUCAGGCCCCACGUCGGGACGUGGGUGAAGCCCAACCUACUCGUAGAGGUUCCAGUGAGUCCCCAACCUCGCCUGCGGCCCUAGGUCAAGUUGUAAACCGCAUUACAGGGCUUCUGGGGGAGCAGUGGGCACAGCUGGGGAGCAGUUCUGGAGCUCAGCAGGCAGCUGGCCAACAGGAGAUCUCCAGCACGCAAAAACAGACUCCAGGAAAAAGAGCAGGGGCAGGGAAAGGGGCAUCAGCCAAGCCUGCAGGUAAAGCAGCCUCAGCAGCAACAACAGGAAAACCAGCAGGGAAACCUGGCCCUUCCAAGAUGAGCUCUAUUCAGAGUCAGCUGGUCAGCUCCCUCAGUGUCCUCUCUGCUUUCUAUUCUCCUGGGCAGAAGGCUGCUGCAGCAAACAAACAGCAGGAACAAGGUCUCAAAUCCAUUAUGAAGAAGAACAGUGUUGCUGACAAACAGAGGAAUGGGGGAGCCAAGAAAAACCUGAAAUUUGUGGGAGUGAACGGAGGCUACGAGACCACAUCCAGUGAGGAAUCUAGUGGCGAUGAGAAGACCAGGGCAGAGGACCAGGAGGAGGAGGACGAGGAAGAUAAGGACAGCUCAAAGCCAGAGGAAGAGCAGAGCAAGGAGCCUCCACCAGCAGAGGAGGCCCAAGAGGGCUUGGAGACCCAGUGGGAUGUUGCAGAGACCCUGGCCCAGCAUGGCAGUGCUGUGGCUCGGCAGCAGGAGGACGGAGGAGGUCCACAGGACCCAGAGCCUAGCCAAUUUCUGGAAUUCCAGGAAGAGACAGCCACAGGGGGGCAGGUAGACCAAGGCUUCAUGGAUGCUUGCCUUUACGUAAGAGACCGCAUGGAAGAGGUUUCAUCCCCGGAUAAAGAAAUGCGUCAGGUUCUGCUGGCGCUCUAUCAGGAGUGGUUCAGAGUGUCCAGUCAGAAAGACUCGCUGGCCGACACGGUCACGCUGUACCUGCGGCAGGUGAGCAUGGUCACGCCCUCUCUCCUGCCAUACGUCGUUAACUUGACAGACGGCAAUGGGAACACGGCGCUCCACUACAGCGUGUCGCACUCCAACUUCUCUGUGGUCAAACUGCUCCUGGAUACAGGUCUAUGUGAGACAGACAAUGUGAACAAGGCCGGCUACACUGCAGUGAUGCUGGCUGCACUGACAGCUGCAGAUAGUCCUGAUGACCUGGAGGUGGCACAACAGCUGUUGACACAGGGUGACGUCAAUGCGCGCUCCAGCCAGGCAGGGCAGACGGCGCUCAUGCUUGCGGUGAGCCACGGCCGCGUUGCCAUGGUGAAACUGCUGCUUACCUGCGGCUCGGAUGUAAAUGCUCAGGACAGGGAUGGUUCCACGGCCCUAAUGUGUGCCUGUGAGCACGGGCACACACGCAUCGUUCGUCAACUGCUGGAGACUGGCUGCUGUGACACCAGCUUCAUCGAUAAGGAUGGCCAGACGGCUCUGUCGGUAGCCACAGGGGCCUCCCACAAUGAAAUAGUCGACCUUCUAAAAGCCCACACUGAGGCAGCAGCCUCCGACCCUCCCUCUUCCACAUGCCUCCUCUGAACGGGACCAACCCCAGUAGCUGUUUCUAACCCCCCAAGGAGUAUUGACCUCCUUCCACGAUACCUCCCUGUC